AUGGUGCUGCGUCGUAGGUGUGGCACCGUGAUCUCGACGGCGGCCACUACGUCAGUCGCCGGCCUGCUGUGCAGUACUCGCUUCAUUGCAAGCGAGUUCAAAGGCCUUUGCACGCGAAGCGGUGGGGCCGCACUGCCACCGUCGAUCAGCAACAACGAGCCGAUUUUGCCAAUGGACUUCAACCCGCACAUUGAGUGGUUCGAGUACCCCAAAGAAAUAUUCGACCCAAAGUUUCCGUACACCCGAGAGGAGAGCAUCCGCAUGACGGAGGAGUCGUGGGAGAGCACGAUGGACGAGAUGGCCAGCAAGUACGGCAUGCGGCUGAACAUGUCCUCCAAGCCAACGUUCUGGAUGGCGUGGUCCAUUAUGUUCUUCUACAGCUGGUACACCCUCUGGGGCUGCUACCGCGCCAUGGGCACAGAGCCGGGUUGGUCGCACUUCAAAAAUGUCGUGCUGAACCAACCUACGGUGCCGGUGCUCGAAGAGGACGACAUCUACCUCGAUCAGUGGAUGCGACCCGAGAUGCGCGAGAAGUUCUGCCGCUAUGACCGCUUCUGGAACUGGAAGCCACUGGUGAAGCGCACUGGCGCAAAGACAACCUGGCAGAUCCCCAUGCACUAUGCCGACGAGUCUGAGUGGCGUCACAUGACGAGCCGCUACUAG
Messenger RNA from Leishmania braziliensis MHOM/BR/75/M2904, 663 nucleotides. RefSeq lists its product as hypothetical. The transcript has a single exon. Lineage: Eukaryota; Euglenozoa; Kinetoplastea; Trypanosomatida; Trypanosomatidae. Bases 1 to 663 code for a protein of 220 amino acids. The record is from RefSeq and is a predicted model, not a curated record.